CAAUUUACCACAACAUCAACAUUUCUUCUCAAUCUCUCACACCCUCUCAAAGUCCUUAACAAUGGUGCUCACCCUAUCCAACCAAUUCCUAACAAAACUCCCACCAAAAACCCCAACUCUUCCAAAACCCUCAAAUGCCUCUUCAUCAUCUUCAACUCUCCGUCCACAAUGGAGCUGUCGUAAAAAGGAUAUCCACCCCGAAUUCUACGAAGAUGCAAAAGUCUAUUGCAAUGGUGAACUUAUUAUGACAACUGGUGGUACCCAGAAAGAGUAUACAGUUGAUGUUUGGUCGGGUAAUCACCCUUUUUAUCUGGGUAAUAGGUCUGCUCUUCUUAUUGAUGCUGAUCAAGUGGAGAAAUUUAGGAAGAAGUUUGCUGGGUUGGAUAAGAUUAUGGAGAUUCCUGUUCUUAAGGGUGAGAUUGUUCUUCCUCCUAAAAGGAAAGCUAAGGGCAAGAAGAAGUGAUAAUGUUUGUUUCUUUAACUUUAAUUUGUGUUAUUUUGAAAAUGUGUUGUUUUUAUGAUGGUAAAUUUUAUGUGAAUUCUUUGUAAUGUUGUUGGUGAAUGAAAAAAAAAUUGAAAUUUAAAUGUUUGUUAUGGGAUUUUUGUUUAAAGGUGAAGAAAUGAUAGAUGAAAUGUUUGUAUUUA
Amaranthus tricolor (Joseph's coat) is the source of this 645-nucleotide messenger RNA. RefSeq names its product 50S ribosomal protein L31, chloroplastic. The transcript has a single exon. The record is from RefSeq and is a predicted model, not a curated record. Gene Ontology annotation, cellular component: ribosome. Bases 62 to 463 code for a protein of 133 amino acids. Gene Ontology annotation, molecular function: structural constituent of ribosome. Gene Ontology annotation, biological process: translation. Lineage: Eukaryota; Viridiplantae; Streptophyta; Magnoliopsida; Caryophyllales; Amaranthaceae.